Rhinichthys klamathensis goyatoka is the source of this 1194-nucleotide messenger RNA. RefSeq names its product golgi reassembly stacking protein 1b (gene gorasp1b). The transcript has 8 exons. Bases 115 to 1194 code for a protein of 359 amino acids. Gene Ontology annotation, molecular function: protein binding. Gene Ontology annotation, biological process: Golgi organization. NCBI's taxonomy places the organism in Eukaryota, Metazoa, Chordata, Actinopteri, Cypriniformes, Leuciscidae. The record is from RefSeq and is a predicted model, not a curated record. Gene Ontology annotation, cellular component: Golgi apparatus.
UAUGAAUAUUAACGAUUAGCUUCAGGAAGGUUACUAAGCAACGUGCUCAUGUACUAUUCAAUAUUCAUGAGCUUCGCUUGGCUGUAGUAUGAUGUUGUUCGUACGUCGCAGUUCAUGAUGGGUCUGAUUCAGAGCGUGUUUGCUGCAGAGAGCGGGUAUCACGUGCACGCGAUCCAGGAGAAUUCUCCCGCAGAGCGAGCCGGCCUGGAGCCCUUCUUUGAUUUUAUUUUGUCUAUUGGACACACCAGACUGAAUAAAGAAAGCAGCACGCUGAAGGACCUCCUGAAGGCAAACGUGGAGAAGCCGGUGAAGCUGGAGGUCUACAGCAGUAAAGUGAUGAGGAUCCGAGAGCUGGAGGUCGUGCCCAGUAACAUGUGGGGCGGUCAGGGUUUACUGGGAGCCAGCGUCCGGUUCUGCACGUUCCAAGGGGCCAAUCACAACGUCUGGCAUGUGCUGGAUGUGGAAGGGAAUUCUCCUGCUGAACUGGCGGGACUGAAGCCUUAUUCGGAUUACAUUGUUGGCGCAGAUCAGGUGUUGCAGGAAUCGGAGGACUUCUUUUCGCUGAUCGAGGCGUCUGAGGGGAAAGCGCUGAAGCUGCUGGUGUAUAACACACGCUGUGACCGCUGUAGGGAGGUGAUGAUCACUCCUAAUGGAGCGUGGGGCGGAGAGGGAAGUCUCGGUUGUGGCGUGGGGUUUGGGUACCUGCAUCGAAUCCCCAUGCGCCCGUUCGCAUCAGAUCAAUACCAGAAUGCAUCUGCAACAUCUGGAAACCAAGAGGACAAAAACUGGUCUAAGUCACUGUCAGAUAAUGAGCGUGACGUGACGGAAGAUGCCGGUGAAGGAUGUGUUCAGCACACGUCAGAAGCGUCGGCAUCAUCUCCAGACACGACAGCUGUGGAUCUCUCCGCACGCUCUUCCUCUUUGCUUGUGGAUGGUGAUGAUGAUGAUGAUGGAGUCUGCAACAGUGAGGACAUCUCUGCGUUGAGUAAGCACCAAAACACCAAAGUAAAUGAUCUUAGCCUUCAUACUGUCUCCUCACGUGCCACAUUACUCCCUCGUGAAGGUCGUCCUGAAGACAGCGUGAGGAUCUCGGUUCAGAAGAGCGGUUCAGGAAUCUGUGGUGAACAAACGCCACCUGUGCUCUCUAACGUGGAGCUGAAGGAUGAAGCAUCUGCACAGAAACCCCUCACAUGA